CACCACACCAAAAACUCAAACCAUAACCAAAUAUAUUCUUAUUAGUUAACUUAAUUAAGCGAUGGGUGGCAAGUUUGUUGGGAGUGUUAUGAUUUGUGUAGUUGUAACGGUUUCCAUUAUCGGAGGGACAAUGGCGGCGGGGGUUCCGGGGAAGCCUUGGUCGUUUGGUUUCAAUAACAGCCAUAAUUGGUGGUCCAGAUUUGGAAACAAAACACAGCAAGAAGCGAAGACCAUUAUCGUUGGUGGCUCCCAGCAUUGGCAGUUUGGAUUUAACUACUCUGAUUGGGCCAUCAAGAAUGCGCCCUUUUACCUGAACGAUACCUUAGUAUUCAAGUACGAAGCUCCAAAUACGACGAACCCUUUCCAACACAGCGUGUACUUGUUUCCGAAUUUGUGGAGCUUCAUGAAGUGCGAUAUUAAGAAGGCGAAGAGGGUGGCUAAAGCAACGCAAGGAGGAGGAGAGGGAUUCAAGUUCGUGUUGAACAAGUGGCAGCCUUACUACUUUGCUUGCGGUGAGAAAAAUGGCUUCCAUUGCAACAAUGGUCUCAUGAAGUUCGCUGUUUUCCCAAUGAUUCGCCCAUUCUGGUCUUCUCCGUGAUUAUCAAAUUCUUACCUUAUUAUCUUCAACAUGCAUUAACUUAAAUAAAGCGAGUUUAACUUAUUCUUGCAUUGUGGUCUAUUUUAGAUUUUAUAUAUUUGUUAUGUGAUUCUCAUGACCAAGAUAUGUGUACUAGUGGUAUUGAUGAGAAGCUUGCUUGUAAUAAUAAAAACAAGAGAUUUGCAAUUUUGAA
Messenger RNA from Arachis ipaensis, 791 nucleotides. RefSeq lists its product as uncharacterized. Lineage: Eukaryota; Viridiplantae; Streptophyta; Magnoliopsida; Fabales; Fabaceae. Gene Ontology annotation, molecular function: electron transfer activity. The record is from RefSeq and is a predicted model, not a curated record.